This is a messenger RNA of Dissoconium aciculare CBS 342.82, 702 nucleotides long. RefSeq lists its product as uncharacterized. Lineage: Eukaryota; Fungi; Ascomycota; Dothideomycetes; Mycosphaerellales; Dissoconiaceae. The record is from RefSeq and is a predicted model, not a curated record. The transcript has 2 exons. Bases 1 to 702 code for a protein of 233 amino acids.
AUGGCGCCGUCACGACAGCAAAAUUACUCCUACGUCGUGACAUAUAGCAGCAUCAAUUUCGCUUCGUCGUCAGCCCAGUUUGUUGGAUGUCUCAGCAACUAUCCAGCAGCUUCCGGGCCGACCACUGUUGUCGCUCGAAGUGGCAACACUGACCUGAACACCACGACCGUCACUGGACCUUUGACCAUGUGGGCGCAACCAUACUCCGUUGCGUACAAACCAGCCGACCUCACCCUCUUCACCACGGCCAACAACAGCCCUUCGACCAGCCCUACAGCCUCUCCCAGUCAAACCAGUGGCGGUGUUCCGCAAACAUCUACACCAGAUGCGUCAAGCUCCACAUCCUCCGCCGCUUCCACGGGCUUGACUGGCGGCGCAAUUGCGGGCAUCGUCAUUGGCACUGCCGCUGUGAUCGGUAUCAUCAUCGGAAUCGCAUUGUUCUUCAUUCUGCGGGAAAGAAAGGCGGCGAAACAGGAUGCGGCAGCAGUAUCAUCGGCCGCAGCGAAUGAGAAAGAUGCGCAGGCUGCAGGAUCGUGGAAUGGAAAUCAACAAUACAACAGCGUCCCUCAGUAUGAGCCUCCACAGGAGCCCCAGGAGCUGCCGACUUUGGGUUAUGGCAGAUCAAUACGACGCGCGGAAGCGCUGGCCAAUCCAGUCUCACAUGAGAUGCCUGUUGGACGGGAUCCGGUUGAGAUGGGCUAG